ACAAUAGUCUCAUCGACUGUUUUUCACUCCAGAACUCGGAAGAUGGCUGUGUGUCUGCGUAUUCCAAAAGAAAUACCUCCGUGCUUCGAGCGUGGAGACCAGGAUGACUGGCCUGGAUGGGAAGACAUCAGGAGGGACUUGGAAAUGGUUGCUAAGGAACUACAAGACUAUCAUGGCGAUGAGGAAGUUGACGCAAUGGGAUGGGAUGAAUACGAAGCGGGGCUGGCUGACAUGUGUAGUGAAGAGGAGCCUGGAUCGGAGGAGUCAUCAUCUGACGAUAGGACUGAUACUAGCCGGUUUCCUGCGAGGAAGAGGGUGUUUCACUUGCACGAUAAGUUGUCAAAGAAAAAGAAACCUCAUCUAUCUAAAGAUGAGGAGAACACCAAGGUGAAGGUGGGCUUGCUCAACGUUCGAUCACUCAAUAACAAAUCAGGCCGAAUCCGGGCACUCAUAGAAGAGAGGAGCCUGGAUAUGUGCCUCCUCACAGAGACCUGGUUAAGAGACAACGCUGAUAAUCUUCUCAGAGACGCUUGUCCUCCAAACUUUCGUUUCCAUCAUAAGGACAGAGCGCAGGGUAGAGGUGGAGGGGUCGCUAGCUUGUUCUCGGAUGAGUUUCAACAUGCACGCAUCGAUGGCCAUGCAGAAGCUGCCUUUGAGUGUCUAGCUGUAGAGCUGCUUCACACAGGCUGGGACCAGUCAGUCUUGGUCAUCAAUGUGUACCGACCCCCGAGACAAGGUCUGAGAAACGUACUGGAUUUCUGCAAAGCGUUUGGCAAGGUCUUUAGGGACAGCUCUAGACCAUACGACUGUGUGCUGGUGGCCGGGGAUUUCAAUUUCCAUUUUGAAAGGGAGAACAGAAUCAGCAAUGCCCUCUUUAAAAGUUUCCUCUGGCUAUAUGGGCUGGAUCAGCAUGUAGACAGACCAACACAUCAGUCAGGUCACACCCUCGAUCUCGUCUUGACCACCAAUGUGGAAAUCUCAGAUCUCAGCAUUGAAAACGAUAACAUUGCUGACCAUUACACUGUAUAUUCUAGAGCCAGGCCAAAUAUGUCUUUAGACAGGCACCAAUGGAUGAACUCUGCAAAGGCAAGAUUGCGACGAUAUCUGAGACAAUUAAGACAAAGAUAGAUCAGUCUAAUGCUGCGUCAAGACCAAUACAAGGGUGACCUUUGCUGCCUGGUAGCGGAGGUAGCUUAAGAGGUUUUGCCAUGAAUUCACUUUAUUUGCUCUCGACGUGACAUUGGCAUGUUUGAUUAAGAUAAUUACAUAACAGCUCUGGCUUGACAUGAUAGGAACAUUUCAAUUUAUUUUUGUCUAACCUCGCCACAGCUUAUUACCAUAAUAUUUGCUUGGCUCUAAUCGUUGAAAUUCGCUCUGGUAGCCCAGUUCACUUACCCUCCAUACAGAAAUAAUUACUUCCGUCGACACAUACUUUAAAAAAUGCACUUUGAUGAGUAAUACCAAAAGUCUUUCUUACUUACUUAACUUUACUGUUACUUUUCCUUGUAAACUUUUUUUUGCUUUUUUAUUGUUUUAUUGUUACAGUGUACUUAUGUGGUCAAUGACUAACUAUAGCCACAACCAUAACUUCUAGACAUAAAAUUAGGGCUGACGGCAGAUAAUCAUUAGUUGACCAAAAAAAAUAUUAGUCGACCAAAUUCCAUUGGGCGAUUAGUUGCAGGGGGGAAGGGUACAAUGGACUUGCAGCAGCCUUUCCCACUUCAAUGGGUGUCUGGAGUUUGCUGUCCCCUCCCUCUGUCCCUCUCUAAUGUUAAUCUAAUUUUAGUGUCUGAGUUUAAGUCUCCCUUACAUUAUUUAAUUUGUUACCCUUUUCCUACUGUAUUGCACUCUUGUGAUGCCUAAUUUCACAUACUUUGAUUUAUUAGCGCCACACGGUGCAACAUAAGCCUGUGGCAUGGUGACAAAUUCCUUAACUGGGCUAACGCUAGUCACGAUUUAGCAUUGUUUUCAUUCAUUUUCUCAUGAGUGGGAAGAACAGCUCUCACCACAUGCUGAUCCUUACUGUUUCUGUAACCUUGCAGUUGUGUGAUUAUUUUUGAUCACUUUGUCAAUUUUGUCCAUUUUGAAAUGGCAGUAUGACCCUGGCAACUUACCAAUUUUAGCUAACUUUUUUGUAGCUGAACUUAGCUAAACUAGUUUUGCCAGUUCACACUGAGUUCAAUGAGAUGCAUGCUAGGUUUCGAUACAUGUAAAAAUUAUAAAUCUUGUUACUAAUCUAGAGAUUUUAUCUUGUAAAUCAUCAACUCUAUUGUGUGUAAUUUGUUGUACUGUGUACAUAGUAUUGGUUACUAGCCUGCUAAACCAGCCUAAAUGUGAGAUUGGAUGUGUAAUUUAGUCUGGCCCCGAUGAAUAGUACAUCCGAAGAUUGUUGAUGAGAACAACCCGUUGUCUUUCAAACCGUGCCUGUGCCUAUAGGACGGCGCUCUGACAAGUCAGCGCUGUCUUUCUUGUUGAUGUGCUUUCCCAACGUUGCGAGCUUCGUCGUCACUCCCUCAAAACUCUGCCCGCUUUGAUUCAAAACAAAUCUCUGCGUUGUGAUUGGUUUGCCAGAUUCUUGGCAAGCCUGGCAGACCACUAAAACGAUGCGAGGCCAGACCACUUGCAGCCAAAAAAUGUUGGCAUCCAGCCGGUGGCGCUGGUUUACUAGGCUAAUUGGUUACCCCUGUUUCUGUAACCCUGGUAAAGAGGAGUGGGAAGGACAGCUCCCACCCCAUGCUUAUCUGUACAAUUUCUGUAAAUGCAUGAAGUGUGGAUAAUCUGUGUCAGCAUCACUCAUUCAUCUCCACCAUAUCACAACACAGAGUAAAACAAAUGACCGGUUACACAAAGCCACAAAGGUUGUAGUGUUUAGAUGAACCAGGAAGUAGUUUGUUUGUCACAGGUUACUCCCAGCGUUAGUGGUAAAUGUGCAUAAAUGUGGCAGCCAAGCAUUAAAGGUGAAACUUCACAGAUGUGUAUCCCAGAUGUGUCAAAAUGGGGGGGCCUUUGAAAAAUUCUCCCGAGUAGUCGAUUAGUCGGAGUAAAUAACAGCCACUUGUUGACCAACAAAAUCCUUGGCCGAGGACAGCUCUACAUGCAAGCAUCCAAAUCGAUAUGUCAGCGUUGCCAGACUAUUUGUCAGUAUAAGAACAUUUCUGAAUGGAUGGUAUUCCAUCAGUACAGUACAGUAUGUUGUGAUAUAUCCUUAUUUUGGUGACAGGACUGUGUGCAUGUGUAGCAUGUAAUAUAGGCUAUUCAUUGUAUCAAAUGAAAAGGGGCUGUGUAUUGUAGCAUGUAUAAUAAGUUAUUUU
Messenger RNA from Engraulis encrasicolus (European anchovy), 3311 nucleotides. RefSeq lists its product as uncharacterized. The record is from RefSeq and is a predicted model, not a curated record. Lineage: Eukaryota; Metazoa; Chordata; Actinopteri; Clupeiformes; Engraulidae. Gene Ontology annotation, molecular function: catalytic activity. The transcript is spliced from 5 exons. The coding region runs from base 43 to 1128 and encodes 361 amino acids.